Molecule: messenger RNA, 559 nt
Organism: Tigriopus californicus
Lineage: Eukaryota; Metazoa; Arthropoda; Copepoda; Harpacticoida; Harpacticidae
Gene: Tfb5
Product: general transcription factor IIH subunit 5-like
Exons: 1
Coding region: 242-469 (75 amino acids)
Biological process (GO): nucleotide-excision repair, preincision complex assembly; transcription by RNA polymerase II; nucleotide-excision repair
Cellular component (GO): transcription factor TFIIH holo complex; transcription factor TFIIH core complex
Source: RefSeq, a predicted model, not a curated record
GACUUGAGUUCAGCAUGAUCACAGACGUACAAUUGGCCAUGGCCGCUAACUUUAUGGGCAUUGGCAUGUUCCUCUUGGUGGUGUUGUUCCAUCUGAUUUCUGCCAAUGAUCCCGCUACGCCCAACCCGACGCACACGGCUAAACCUAAGAAGGCCUAAUCCUGAUUGAUGAUUAAUUUUUCGGGCUCUAGUUUGGUUGAACGAUAUCCAUCCAUAUAUCCAUCUAUUAUCCAUCUAUCGUCAUGGUGAAUGUGAUCAAGGGCGUGCUGGUCACGUGUGAUCCGGCCAUGAAACAGUUCUUGCUCCAUUUGGACGAGAAAAUGGCCUUAGGCACACGAUUCAUCCAGCAAGAUCUCGACGAUACCCACUUGUUCAUAAGCGAAGAUGCCGUGGGACAGUUGAAGAACCAGAUCGAUGACCUCAUGGACAAGAUCUCCAUCCCCGUGGUCGAAGGGUCGCAACACACUUGAACCGAACCGUCCUUUAUGCCUUGACCUUCUUCUCACCAUUGACCAGAAUUUUCUUUUUCCUUUCUCGACAAUAAAAAUGGAAAAGCCUGA